AUGCCGAGUCAGAAGGUGUUCCAUCUAUGGCCGUACCACACACGAUUUGUGGCCGACCGGCUCUUUUAUAAUGGCAAAUACAUGAACCCAUCAUCGCAUGAAUACGCCGUAUGGGCCACGAUUCCGCGAACAGCCAUUUUACAUGACUUUGCCUUUGCCGAUCUGGAGCGCCAUUUGAUCGGAAAUCCUUACAUGGCCUCUGUCUUCCGUAUUGACGAGAUGCGAACAGAAAAAGGUAAUACCCACAUCCGACGGGAGUUCAAGAAAGACAACCUCAACUUGACUCUAGCAACAAUGGAAGGCAUCGCUCGACUAAUGCCUCAGUUUGGUAUUACCGUCACCAGUCCUGCGUCCGUUAUUGCGCGGUUGAUAUCCGAGAUCAUUCGUAGCUUUGAGAUUGAUCUACCCAAAACCACGCCAAAGCAAUGGGAUGUCCUAGGCGGCGCUUUUGCGUUUGCCCUGUCUUUCCAUGGAGAGAGAACCAACGUCGCCGAAGUAUACCUAGAGCGGGCGAAACAGGCGUUCUUAUCGGGGGCAAGGACAGGCUUGGGAGAGCUGAAUUGGCAUCUCAAUGCGCAGAAACAGGCCAGGAUGGUCAAGAAAGGACUCUCUUUGGGUCUUGGUGUUGGUCAGGCUGAUACAGCACGACUUGAAGUCAACAAGACCUUUCAAAGGACCAUUGCUCGUUUUGCUUACCAGGGGGACCGAGAAGAACACAACGAAGACAUGAUGAUCGACGACAACACGCUGAUGGAAAAUGCACCAAUCAACAAGAACUACAUGUCGGCUAAGGAGAAGAAGAACAAGGACAGAGCCGACGACGACGAAAACGACGACGCACUGGUCGAAGACGAAGAAGAAGCCGAGACCGACAUCGAAGAAACCAUCAUGGCCAAGACGCCUCCAAGCUCACAGCGACGACGAGUCUCGUAUGCAAGAGAAGCAACACACUCCAGCAAGAAGAUCAACGAGACUUUCAUCAUCUACGACUGCAGCGACGACGAAGACUACGUCGCCGACAGCGAUAUGGAGUAA
Messenger RNA from Aureobasidium vineae, 1035 nucleotides. The record is from the annotation of a GenBank genome assembly. Lineage: Eukaryota; Fungi; Ascomycota; Dothideomycetes; Dothideales; Saccotheciaceae.